UGAUUGAUAUGUCUCAAUGAACACUAAUUGAAAAAGAAUUACAUUUCAUAAUACUACUGUAAUCAGUUAGUAGCACAAACACACUUGACCUAAGAUUGAUAGCAUGGGUUCAUCACAUAUCACUAUACAGUUCAUUAGUCUAGUUAAUUGAUAACAUUGUAUUAUUCGGGGGAGCAUCUAGGAGAGGGAAAUAGCCUACCGUAUCUAUUUAUUAUAAAUUGCACAUACAAAUUGUAGUUUAUGGUGUGGGCAGUGAUUCAUUCAUUUUCGAACUUAACAGAAUCCAAUAAUUUCAUAGGUACAUAAAUUAAUCAUCUACUCAAUAGCAGAAAUGGGAACAAUAAGCCUCUCCUUCUUUGUUGGAGUUUUAUCUCUUCUAGUAUGCACAGCCACAGCCCAAGGUGGAAAUGCUGUGACACUCACUCUGUUCUAUGAGGCAAACUGUCCAUUUUGCAUGGGAUUUGUCACACAACAGAUUCAACCUACAUUUGACAAAAUUGGAAAAUACAUGAAAGUUGAUCUAGUACCCUAUGGAAAUGGAAGGCACAAAGUUUCGAAUGGUACCUACACAUUCACCUGUCAGCACGGCCCUGAUGAAUGCAGAUACAACAAAAUUCAUUCUUGCGCUUUGAAGUACAUAACUGAUCAAAAUCAAGUGGUAGACUUCAUCUCAUGCUUGAUGGUUUUAAAAAAUGAGGACAAAGUUUUGAAUGAGUGCGCAAAGAAGUCGAAUGUUGACCUAGCAAAGAUCAACUCAUGCUCCAGCUCACAUGAGGGUGAUGCGCUGUUGGCUGCCAAUGGCGAUAGAACACACAGCUUCAAGCCAAAAGUGACAUGGGUACCGACAAUAGUCUUCAAUGAUAAAUAUGACGAUGAUGAUCAACAGCUAGCUGAAACGAACCUUUUGGAAGCCAUCUGCAAGAAACUUGAGCCAAAACCGAAUGAAUGUGACAUGAAGAUUUCAGUGAUCCAUAUUUGAUUGAAUAAAUGUAUCAAAGUGCUGUAUGAUUUGUAAAUAAAGAAUGAAUGUUGAAUCAA
Nilaparvata lugens (brown planthopper) is the source of this 1038-nucleotide messenger RNA. RefSeq names its product GILT-like protein 1. Lineage: Eukaryota; Metazoa; Arthropoda; Insecta; Hemiptera; Delphacidae. The transcript is spliced from 6 exons. The record is from RefSeq and is a predicted model, not a curated record. Gene Ontology annotation, molecular function: oxidoreductase activity, acting on a sulfur group of donors, disulfide as acceptor. The coding region runs from base 332 to 979 and encodes 215 amino acids.